AAGGGGAUCCGACUCCGUGGGAUGGGAGGCCCACAGAGGCUGAGUCACCUCUUCUGAGUCAGGGAUCCUCCUCCUUCUUCUCCCCUCCCCCUCCCUCUCUCCCUGAGCCCCCACCAGGGCUUGGCCCGGAGAGCCCGCGAGCGAUCGGUCGAGAAGGCCGUCCGUCCGUCCGUCCGUCCAGGGCCCGGGUGGAGACGGCCACCUCGUCCCGCUGUGGACCUCGGGUGGCGGGGACGGGAGAAAGGGCGGGGGAGGCAAGGCAGGCAGGCGAGGAGGCGGAGGCAGGGGCUGGGCGCCGCUAGCGAGGAGGCAGGCUCGCGGCCGCCCCUGGGCUGGGCACGGAGGCCGUGGCGGGGGCGGGCCGCGCGGCGGGCGCCAGGCCCGGGGCUGUGGGCACGGUGCCCAGCCCCCGGCGCACGCCGACCGCCGCGGCUGCCGCCGCUGCUGCAGUCGGCAUCCAUCAGCAGGCGGGGGUGUCGCGGAACAGGCUGCUCCGCAGAGCCCGCCCGCGCCGCCCCGCCCCGCGGCCUGCGGGCCCGGAGGAGUCGAGGGGAUCGGCCCUCGCCCAGCCGGCCCAAGAUGGGGACCCCCAGGCCCAGGCGUGCUGGUCACCAUGACAACAGAGACAGGCCCGGAUUCUGAGGUGAAGAAGGCUCAGGAGGAGACUCCACAGCAGCCUGAGGCUGCUGCAGCUGUGACCACCCCAGUGACCCCUGCAGGCCACAGCCACCCAGAGACCAACUCCAAUGAGAAGCAUCUGCCCCAGCAGGACACAAGGCCUGCUGAACAGAGCCUAGAUAUGGAGGAUAAGGACUAUUGUGAGGCCGAUGGCCUGUCGGAGAGGACUACGCCCAGCAAGGCCCAGAAGUCACCCCAGAAGAUUGCCAAGAAGUUCAAGAGUGCCAUCUGCCGAGUCACUCUGCUUGAUGCCUCUGAGUACGAGUGUGAGGUGGAGAAGCACGGCCGCGGCCAGGUGCUGUUUGACCUGGUCUGUGAGCACCUCAACCUCCUGGAGAAGGACUACUUCGGUCUGACCUUCUCGGAUGCCGACAGCCAGAAGAACUGGCUGGACCCUUCCAAGGAAAUCAAGAAGCAGAUCCGGAGCAGUCCCUGGAAUUUUGCCUUCACAGUCAAGUUCUACCCUCCUGACCCGGCCCAGCUGACAGAAGACAUCACUAGGUAUUACCUGUGCCUGCAGCUGAGGGCAGACAUCAUCACAGGCCGGCUGCCCUGCUCCUUUGUCACGCAUGCCCUGCUGGGCUCCUAUGCUGUGCAGGCUGAGCUGGGAGACUAUGACGCAGAAGAGCACAUGGGCAACUAUGUCAGUGAGCUGCACUUUGCCCCAAACCAGACCCGGGAGCUGGAGGAGAGGAUCAUGGAGCUGCACAAGACAUACAGGGGCAUGACCCCGGGAGAGGCGGAGAUCCACUUCCUGGAGAACGCCAAGAAGCUGUCCAUGUAUGGGGUUGAUCUGCACCACGCUAAGGACUCUGAGGGGAUCGAUAUCAUGCUGGGUGUCUGUGCCAACGGCCUGCUCAUCUACCGGGAUCGUCUGAGAAUCAACCGUUUUGCCUGGCCCAAGAUCCUCAAGAUCUCCUACAAGAGGAGUAACUUCUACAUCAAGAUCCGGCCUGGGGAGUACGAACAAUUUGAGAGCACUAUUGGCUUCAAGCUCCCUAACCACCGCUCAGCCAAGCGCCUGUGGAAGGUCUGCAUUGAGCACCACACAUUCUUCCGGCUGGUGUCCCCAGAGCCCCCACCCAAGGGCUUUCUGGUGAUGGGCUCCAAGUUCCGGUACAGCGGAAGGACCCAGGCACAGACCCGACAAGCCAGCGCCCUCAUCGACCGGCCGGCCCCCUUCUUUGAGCGUUCCUCCAGCAAGCGAUACACCAUGUCCCGCAGCCUAGAUGGAGCGGAGUUCUCCCGCCCCGCCUCAGUCAGUGAGAACCAUGAUGCGGGGCCCGAUGGUGACAAGCGGGAAGACGAUGCUGAGUCAGGGGGACGGCGAUCAGAGGCCGAAGAAGGCGAGCUCAGGACCCCCACCAAGAUCAAGGAGCUGAAGCCGGAGCAGGAAACCACGCCAAGACACAAGCAGGAGUUCUUGGACAAGCCAGAGGAUGUCCUACUGAAGCACCAGGCCAGCAUCAACGAGCUCAAGAGGGCCCUGAAGGAACCCAACAGCAAACUCAUCCACCGGGAGCGCGAUCGGGAGCGCAGGCUGCCCUCGUCGCCCGCCUCCCCCUCCCCCAAGGGCACCCCUGAGAAAGCCAGUGAGACCCAGAGGACCCAGGACACUUCUCAGCAGGACUUGGUGCCUGGAAGAGCAGCAGGCUUGGAGGUGUUCACUCAGAAAAGCCUCGCAGCAUCUCCUGAGGGUUCAGAGCACUGGGUAUUUAUAGACAGAGUACACGCUAGGCCAGAAGAACUUGGCCUCCUAACAGUGGCCAGCACACAACGGGAAGAAAGUGAGGCAGGCCUCGCUGAGAUCCUUGCUGAUGGCAGACUCUCCAAGGUAGACAUUCUGGUGGACAAGUUCAAAGUUGAAGUGGCCACGGAAGAAACAGUGGGAGCCAGAAGGGCAAGCACUCAGCAGCCAAGGAGGAUGGUUGCAAGUCCAGAAGUCUUUGAGACAAUGAGAGAGGAAGUCCUGUGCACCCAGGGAGGCCCCAGAGAGGCUGCCCAGGCUGCAGGCUGCACAUCACCAGACAGGCUUCUUGAGGGCUCCAAGCUCGAGAUCAGGAACCGCCGCCGCAUCUCCGAGGGUCAGCUGGAGAGCCCAGCAGAGCGGAGCCAGGGGCUGGAGGGGCUCCAGACUUGGCAGAGACCUACAACUGCGGGAGUCGGGUCAGGGCUAGGAGAAGUUCUCUCUCCUGAGUCAGACAAGGGGGGACUCCAGUCCUUCCUGUUGGAUCCGGCCCAGGCAGAAGCCAGGGCUGACUCCAGCGACGAGACUGACACCUCCUUCGCAGAGAGGAGCUUCUAUCUAAACGACGGCGAGAAAGACUCCCAAGACCAAGUCCCUCCCCUACCCUCAGAGGACAGAGAAGAGCGCCUGGAUGCCCCUCCUGGAGAUGGGCCCUGGCCAGAGCUGGCGGGGGAGCGCACAGAACACUGGGAGCUGAAGUCCUCAGCCCCAAGGGGUUCUUCUGCCCCAGGUUCCAGCCGGAAUAAAGAUGAAACCCAUAUGACUUCCUCACAGGAAGAAGUCUGGUCCCCUAGGGACCAUGGGAGGCCUGGUGAGCUGCAGGGAGCUGCUGUGGGACAGACUUUUGCAGACUGGGAAGAAACACAGCAAAGGCUGGAAGGAGAGUUGACCUACCCAACGGCCAGGGCAGCUGAAGACGAGCAGGCCGCCAUGAGUAUAGAGUGGAGGGGAAAGACUGAGGAAAGUCCCCCCCCAGCAGGAUGGAGGAAGCAGCCCCCUGGGGGAGGGGGAGGGGUACACCUCGAUGCCCAGGCCUGUGCCCUUCUGAGGACCAUUCCUCCUCAUGUUAGGAAGCCAGUCAGGCCAAACCAAGGCGGCCUUCUGCCCAAAGAGAAGAGGGCAAUUUCCACUCAGGCUGUAGAACCUAAGACAGAGGACAUGGAGGCAGUCAUCCCCUUGCCAGCAGCUGUGGAGGACACUUCUCAAAGCCCGGUCUCUCCUGGGCCAGGGAAGCCUUCGGAGUUCUGGGAUCCCUUUGGAGAUCAGGUCCCCAUAGUUCUCAAACACACCCAUCUUCCCGAAGAGAGCGCCGUGCCCAAGGACACACGAGGUGAACGCAAAGCACCCCCCGUGGCCAGCAAGAAACCCAGAGCUGUCCCUGUAGGAGCUGAGGGACCUGCCCUCCCGGGGUUUGUGUUCCCUUCAGAAAAGCAAAAGGAGACUUCACUCUGGGCUGGGGACCAAGGGGGUUCCCAGGAAGAUGUUAGCAAGACCUCAGUGGCUAACAAAAUCCGGAUAUUUGAGACCCACGGAGCUGAGACUCGCCGAGCCAGUCAGGGUGAACUGAGGGCCCUUGCACAUGAGCUGCCUUCGGAGGCUUCCCCGGGGCAGGUAGAACAUCAGCGAAGUAGGCUGCUCGACUUGGGCUUUGGCCAACUCCAGCCCCCUGGGGACCUGGCCAGCCCCAGAGUCACACACUCUUCUGCCAUGCCUCUGGCUACCCAGCACUCUGGGGAGGGCACCUCCACUACCUCCCCCCAGGAAAGAUGCACAGAACCAGAGCCCGCGUCCCCUGAUUCAGGCUGUGAAACCACGCUGGAGGAAGCCACCGGGAACAAAUCCGGAGAUGCGGGCAGGGAAGAGAAGAGUUUCUUCAGCCGCUUAGCACCCAACGCCCCUGGGAAGGGGGGGCGCCUGAGAUUCGCCAGCCCUCCGGGCCCUCAGAGAGCAGGGCUGAGGGAGGGCUCGGAGGAGAAAGGCAAGCCACCACGUCCUCGUGCCCCAGAGAGUGACACAGGAGAUGAGGACCAGGACCAGGAGAGGGAUGCGGUAUUCUUGAAGGACAACCACCUGGCCAUCGAACGCAAGUGCUCCAGCAUAACGGUCAGCUCCACAUCCAGCCUGGAGGCUGAGGUGGACUUCACGGUUAUUGGCGACUACCACGGCAGCGCCUUUGAAGACUUCUCCAGAAGCCUGCCUGAGCUGGACCGUGAUAAGAGCGACUCGGAGACGGAAGGCCUGGUGUUCGCCCGGGAUCUCAAGGGACCGUCCAGCCAAGAGGAUGAGUCUGGGGGCAUCGAGGACAGCCCAGACCGAGGGGCCUGCUCCACUCCAGAAAUGCCCCAGUUUGAGUCCGUGAAAGCAGAAACCAUGACUGUCAGCAGUCUGGCAAUCAGGAAGAAGAUCGAGCCAGAGGCCAUGCUGCAGAGCAGAGUCUCCGCUGCGGACAGCACCCAGGUUGACGGGAGUGCCCCAGUGGGGAAGGACUUCAUGACGACUCCCCCCUGCAUCACCACAGAGACCAUCUCCACCACCAUGGAGAACAGUCUCAAGUCCGGGAAGGGGGCAGCUGCCAUGAUCCCAGGCCCACAGACGGUGGCCACGGAAAUCCGUUCUCUUUCACCGAUCAUCGGGAAAGAUGUCCUCACCAGCACCUACGGCGCCACUGCGGAAACUCUCUCAACCUCCACCACCACCCAUGUCACCAAAACUGUGAAGGGAGGGUUUUCUGAGACAAGGAUCGAGAAGCGAAUCAUCAUUACCGGGGAUGAAGAUGUCGAUCAAGACCAGGCCCUGGCUUUGGCCAUCAAGGAAGCCAAACUGCAGCAUCCAGACAUGCUGGUAACCAAAGCUGUUGUCUACAGAGAAACAGACCCAUCCCCGGAGGAGAGGGACAAGAAGCCACAGGAAUCCUGACCUCCGUGAAGAGAUGCUGGCGUGUCUGGUCCAACCCAAGCCAGAGAACCAUUAAGAAGGGGCCUUCGUUCUGGAUUCUCCGACAACACCAACAUCCCAGCUGCGACGUACUGUCACUGAUGAGAGACUGGGAAGGGAAAGCAUAUAUAUAUAGAUAUAUAUAGAUAUAGAUAUAUAUACAGGAAACACCGCGUCCGUGCGCGGCUGCUGGGCUGGCGGAGCAGCCAGCCGACGGCAACAGCCAACAUCUGCAACAACCUUCAUUUCCUUUGCAGACAAAUCGAAUUGGUGGAAUUUUUUUUUCCAGGAAAAUAUGUAACAAUCAUAAUCUCCCGCCCCCCCCCUUUCUCCUGCCAAACUACAAAAGCAGACCAUGAUGAUUGUAGAUGUCCCCGUGAGCCCCGGCUGCACACACUCCAGGAUGGGCGGGCACCCCAUUUGUUCUCCAGCCUCUGUUGCUCCUUCUAAUGCAAAGGAAGAAGAAGAAGAAAAAAAAAAUAAUAAGAUCACGUAGCCAAGCAAGAGAAGUCAGAGCAGCAAGUCAUGCACAGUCAACUGUUUGCCAAGAAAGGAAGAAUGGAAGUCUCCCACUCGGAGGGGGAGGGGAGGACCACUCAGUUGUGAUCUUCUGGGUCUUGACCCUGGGCUGUGAAAUCCUCUGUUCUGCCUCCCGCUUCACCCUUGACUCCUGCUCAUCUUGUCUCCAUUUUCUGUCUCAGCUCCCUCCUGCCUCUCUCCCCUCCUCUUCUGUGUCCUGGUCCUGUGAGGGCCACUGCAGAUGACUCUCAAUGGCAGAAAAAGAGACUGCAAGAGCAACAGGAAGCCAUGGGAAGGGAAGUAGACGUUGUAUGUUUCCAGUUUCUCAUGACGGAGGUGCAGCUCGUAGGAGAUUGUAUGACUGUGAUUUUAAGUUAUGUAUAUUACAUGUAACAGGAAACAAAUAUUAAAAUAAACUGUGCUGGUAAGUAUGCAGCUGACAUUUUCAAGUUAUAAUUACCUGACUGUGAUGUAUCCCAAGGUUCCUAGAUCUUGCCAAACUGGCCCAGCCAAGGACACUGGACUCUGGGUGUGGCCGGCUCCCAGUAGGGCUGACAGAUUCAGUGUAGUGAAACUGUGUGUGGUGUUUGUAACUGGGUGAUUGGUGGGGAGACUGGGGGGCCCUCCGUGGAGAGGUGAGGGUUCAGCCGGAAGGAAGCAGCACAGAUGUAGUCCCGAACAUGCCAGGCCGAGAUGCCUUCUCCCCCAGCAGUAGCCGUCCGGGGCCUGGUCUGUGCUCAGGACUCUGCUGCUGAGGUCAUAGGUCAGUCCUACCUCCAGGGGCUUGCCUUGGUUUUCAGUCCUCUCUUUCUGUUGUACUAUUACCAGGGUCUGUUUUGGUUUGUAUUCCGCCAUGUCUUACCCCGCUCUUCACGCCUCGUCACAGUCAGCCCCUUCUCCUAAGGGAGGUGGUGCCCUGACUGAGGUAGAAAGCAGCGACUCUUCUUACCUGGUUUUCUGAAAUGCCCAGUCAGUCUUCCCCCCCUGCCUCUUCCAUCCUAUGACUCAUUCUCUUCUUCCUGAGCUAAAGUAGCCAUGAUAAAGAGGCCAGGAACACAGGGAAGGCCAGGAUAGGCCCAUACUGCAUUUCCAAAGGCCUCCCCUAUCCCAGAACAGUAGCAGGUAUGAGGAAGUGUUGCCCACUGGCUCCUUCUGCCUUAGACCCUGGCUUGCAAGGCUUCUGUCAGUCGGUAUCCAAGUUCGGAAACGGCCUUGAGAUGACAGGAGCCUCUGGAGAAGGCCCACCACAAGCUUGGCAUUGCGCGCUGGCCUAUGCAGGCUUCUGGCCUGCUCGCCACCAGCAGGGUCCCUCUCUGAGCGACAGUGUCCUACAGCAAUCCCCUUUUCACUCCCCAGUCCUGCUAAGGCAGUUGGUGUAUUUAUUCAGCAAAUGUUUAUGAGUUGCCUGUUGGUGCCAUGCUCUGUUUUCAAGGUGGAAGGAGACGCGUUAAAGGGGGCGGGGCACUGGGGAGCCACCGGACAAGCCUGUCCUUAUCCAUAGCUGGCUCAUGUCAGAACACUUCUCCACUCUCUCCAUCGGCUUGUCUCUCAAAGGGCCCGGUUAGAUGUGCCCUCCUGGCCUGCUUAUUAGUUACUCCCACGAUGUACACCUUACCUACUUUCAGGUGCUGGCCUGACGCAGGGCAAGAAGCUAGAAUGCUUUUCUCUCUGUGGCAGUUGAGAAGCAGAGCCAGGCUCUCAGAGAGCAGCGUUAGCCAUAUGUCCCUGGUGCAGGCUGGUAGGCCCACUGCACUCCAGUGUGACAGAGCAUUUUCUCUGCUCCGGGGUCUUUGUCCAUUCUUGAUGGAGAAGCCACAGAACCUCCCGCCCACCCUUUCCAACAUGCAAGCUCCUGCUGCUUCUGAGCCAAGGGCAGGAACGGCUCUAUCCCCUUGGAAUCGGGCUCAGGCCUCACCUGCCUCUGCAGGGACUCCAGGGCCUGCACACACUGGACACACAUACCUCAGAGGGAGGAUCUUUGUUCCCGGGGUUGUACCUGCCCUCAAUGUGGGCUACGGGGCAAGGAUGAAAUGACCCAGCUUAGCUUGUGGGAUGUUAGAAUUUGAGGAGAUACUCACUCCAUGCAUGUUCUGACCUCCCCUCCCCACCCCCCAGAGAGGCAGUCAGCACCCUGCCCGGGGAGGAGGGAACCUGCAAAGCUAAAAUCUAGGGCACUGUUUCCUCCUCAGCCUCCACUCCGUAGAGAAUAUGGACGUUGUCUUGUGUGUCUUCAACCUAUUUUUUUCCUCUUUGCUUUUUUUUUUUGUAUGUGUGUCUCAUCUUUGCUGUGGCAUCUCUCUAUCCAGGAGGCCAGGUAACCGAGUGGGAAACACCUCAGAGAGCAGUCAGAGUUCUGGGUGAGCAUUUAGAUGCAGCUCCUAACUCACCAGGUGGCAUGGGCUACUCCAUCCCACUUAACUAACCGAGCAGGGCGAACUAGUUGCACCCUGAGCCUUUGCCCCACUCGGCGUCUCGCGCCCCUUUAUUUUCCCCGCCUUUGCUUUCUGUGGAUCUUUUCCAUGUGAGGGUACAGGAAGUGCCAGGACCUGUUUCCGUUUUUGAAUCCUGCAAGCACAUACCAAGACUGGCCUGAGACUGCAUGAGCAACAUCACUCUAAAUAUAUAUAUUUUUUUUUCAAAAGCACCUUACCAACCAACUGCAAUGCUGUCCUGUUCCUUUUUACCCCCCUCUUGUCCCCACGCCUCCCCCACCAGUGCUCCGUGCUGUAUGCGUGUGCUCUCUGUUCUUGUAUACUCAAUAAAAGUGAAAUAAAUGUGUUUGAUGCUGAA
Peromyscus leucopus (white-footed mouse) is the source of this 8668-nucleotide messenger RNA. RefSeq names its product erythrocyte membrane protein band 4.1 like 1 (gene Epb41l1). NCBI's taxonomy places the organism in Eukaryota, Metazoa, Chordata, Mammalia, Rodentia, Cricetidae. The coding region runs from base 614 to 5341 and encodes 1575 amino acids. The record is from RefSeq and is a predicted model, not a curated record. Gene Ontology annotation, biological process: cortical actin cytoskeleton organization. Gene Ontology annotation, cellular component: plasma membrane; cytoskeleton. The transcript has 25 exons. Gene Ontology annotation, molecular function: structural molecule activity; actin binding.